This is a messenger RNA of Triticum urartu, 1906 nucleotides long. Its product is annotated as protein SHORT INTERNODES 1. Lineage: Eukaryota; Viridiplantae; Streptophyta; Magnoliopsida; Poales; Poaceae. The record is from RefSeq and is a predicted model, not a curated record. Gene Ontology annotation, biological process: positive regulation of DNA-templated transcription. Gene Ontology annotation, molecular function: DNA binding; DNA-binding transcription factor activity. Gene Ontology annotation, cellular component: nucleus.
CUCCUUUAUUUCCUCUCUCCUCUCUCCCCUCGCAUCCUUUGUUCUUCUUUCAUCCGGUUGGGUAGACAGAGAGGGAAGCACAGCUGCGCAAGGAAAGGAGGAGAGAUAAGGAAGCAGCAGGCAGCGGCAGCAGCAGCAGGAGCGAGAUCGGUCGAUCGAGCGCCGAGCUGCGGGAAGCAAUAAAUAGAAAUUAAGGUUCGAGCCGCCACCAUGGCGGCGCUUGCAGGCGCUCUAGAAUUCCUCCCCGGCAGCUUGCGCCCAUCAUCCCUCCCCCAAUCCUUCUUCUUUAUAUAGCCUAGUCACGCACUUGGCUCCCCUCACCACCCCAAAAAGCACCUUACCCCACUCCCUCCCUCCUAAGCUCCUCCUCCCUCCUCCUAGUGAGAAGAGAACAAGGCCAAGCCUUAGGCAGUCUCCGCUCUCAAGAGGAGAUCGAGAAUUAGAGGCAAGAUCAAGCUACCUAUCCUCACGGCAAGAGGCGAAGAAAGGAGGUGAGAGGGGAGGAAGGAGAAAGUGAGCAAGGAAGUGAGCGCGCUGGCAGGAGCUUCUUGAUGGGUGUUGGCUGCUGCCGUGGAUGGCGGGGUUCUCUCUGAGGGGAGGCGGCGGCGGAGGAGGUGGAGGUAGCGGGGGAAGGAGCGGUGACCGCGGCGAUCAUCCAAUCGGAGCAGACAGUCUGUUUCUGUACGCGCGCGGCGCCGCCGCCGCGGCCGCCGACACGGCGGGCGGCGGCGGCGGGGGAGGAGGUGGGAUAGGGUUCCAGCUAUGGCACCCGCACCACCAGCAGGCGGCGGCCGUGCCGCACACUUCGCAGUUUUUCUCCUCCGGGGUGGCCACCGGCGUCGUGUUGGGCUUCUCGCCGCAUGAGGGCGGCGGCGUGGGCGGCGUCGGCUUGGCUGGUGGAGGCGGCCCGGGGGGCGGGAGGGCCGGCACCAGCUGCCAGGACUGCGGAAACAACGCCAAGAAGGACUGCACCCACCAGCGGUGCCGCACCUGCUGCCGCAGCCGCGGCUUCAACUGUGCCACCCACGUCAAGAGCACCUGGGUCCCCGCCUCCAAGCGCCGCGAGCGCCAGCAGCAGCUCGCCGCGCUCUUCCGCGGCGCCGCAGCCAACAACAGCGCCGCCGCCGCCGCGGCCGCUGCCGUUGCCAACAAACGGCCCCGCGAGCUCGUGCGCUCCCUCGGCCGCUUGCCGUCCGCGACCACCGCGAUGGUCGACGCCACCACCUCCUCAGGCGAGGGGGACGGGAGGUUUCCGCCGGAGCUGAGCCUGGAGGCCGUGUUCCGGUGCGUGCGGAUAGGGCCGGUGGACGAGCCGGACGCGGAGUUCGCGUACCAGACGGCGGUGAGCAUCGGGGGGCACACGUUCAAGGGGAUCCUGCGGGACCAUGGGCCGGCGGAAGAGGCGGCUGGGCAGCUGCCGCCGUCCUCGGCGGAGUACCACCAGCUGACAGGGGCCGCGAGGGAGGGUUCAUCGCCGGCCGGGAGCAGCGAGGCGGCCGGGGGGCACGGAGCGACGGUGGCGACGUCCGCGGCGGUGCUCAUGGACCCCUACCCGACGCCGAUCGGCGCCUUCGCAGCAGGCACCCAGUUCUUCCCUCAUAACCCUAGAACCUAGCUUCAAUUCCUGCCAUGAAUUCCUAGCAAGUUUCAUUUACUGCCAAAGAUGAUGGUCGAGUUGCAUUGAUCCAAGUCAAGAAGAUCCAAGAAGAGGAGGGGGAUUGUUGUCCAUCGUUGAUGACGAACGCUAAUGCAUCUCGUUAGCUAGCUAGAGCUACUACUUUUGGAUCCUUCCAUGAAUUUUAAUUUCCUGUUGGUUAAUUAGUAAUGACCUUAAUGCAUUGGUGCAAUUAAAGAGAGAUAAACUAAAGUGUAUCUUAAUCACUCCCUUUUGAAAUCGUUUACUACU